This is a messenger RNA of Dama dama (fallow deer), 1427 nucleotides long. RefSeq names its product gasdermin A (gene GSDMA). The coding region runs from base 1 to 1341 and encodes 446 amino acids. NCBI's taxonomy places the organism in Eukaryota, Metazoa, Chordata, Mammalia, Artiodactyla, Cervidae. The transcript has 11 exons. The record is from RefSeq and is a predicted model, not a curated record. Gene Ontology annotation, biological process: defense response to bacterium; pyroptotic inflammatory response. Gene Ontology annotation, molecular function: phosphatidylserine binding; phosphatidylinositol-4-phosphate binding; phosphatidylinositol-4,5-bisphosphate binding.
AUGACCAUGUUUGAAAAUGUCACCCGGGCCCUGACCAGACAACUAAACCCUCGAGGGGACCUGACGCCCCUGGACAGCCUCAUAGACUUCAAGCGCUUCCAUCCCUUCUGCCUGGUGCUGAGGAAGCGGAAGAGCACCCUCUUCUGGGGUGCCCGGUACAUCCGCACCGACUACACCCUCCUGGACAUUCUGGAACCUGGCAGCUCUCCUUCAGACCCAACAGAUUCGGGGAACUUUGGCUUUAAGAAUAUGCUGGAUGCCCGAGUGGAGGGAGAGGUGGACGUGCCAAAGACGGUCAAGGUGAAGGGGACGGCUGGCCUGUCCCAGAACAGCACCCUGGAGGUCCAGACGCUGAGUGUGGCGCCCAAGGCUCUGGAGACCUUGCACCAGGAGCGGAAGCUGAUGGCAGAGCACCCAUUCCUGGAGGAGAUGCGAAGCCGAGGAGAGAACCUGUACGUGGUGAUGGAAGUGGUGGAGACUGUGCAGGAGGUGACCCUGGAGAGAGCUGGCAAGGCCGAAGGCUGCUUCUCCCUCCCAUUCUUUGCCCCGUUGGGGUUACAGGGAUCCGUAAACCACAAGGAGGCUGUCACCAUCCCCAAGGGCUGCAUCCUGGCAUUUCGAGUGAGACAGCUGAUGGUCAAAGGCAAAGAUGAGUGGGAUAUCCCACACAUCUACAAUGAUAACAUGCACACCUUCCCUCCUGGAGAAAAGCCAGAAGAUGAGAAGUUCACCCUUAUCCAGGCAUCUGAUGUUGGAGUGGUACACGAGGACUUCAGGACCCUAAAAGAAGAGGUUCAAAGGGAGACCCGGGAAGUGGAGAAACUGAGCCCAGAAGGGAAGAGCUCCCUGCUCGGCUCCCUCAGCAAACUCCUAGGGAAGAAAAAGGAGCUACAAGACCUGGAGCUCACGCUUGAAGGAGCUCUAGGCAAAGGACAUGAAGAGACCCUGGAGGCACUCCCAAAGAAUGUCCUGCUAUCAAAGGAGGCUAUGGAUGCCAUCCUCUAUUUCCUUGGAGCCCUAACAGAGCUAAAUGAAGCCCAACAGAAGCUGCUGGUAAAAUCCAUGGAGAAAAAUAUCCUACCAGUGCAGCUAAAGCUGGUGGAGAGCACAAUGGAACAGAAUUUCCUCCAGGAUAAAGAGGGUGUUUUCCCCCUGCCACCUGAGCUGCUUUCCUCCCUUGGGGAAGAGGAACUGACGCUCACAGAGGCCCUGGUGGGGCUGAGUGGCCUGGAAGUGCAGAGAUCGGGCCCCCAGUACGCGUGGGACCCAGACACCCUCCCCCGCCUCUGCGCCCUGUAUGCCGGCCUCUCCCUCCUGCAGCUACUGACCAAGGCCUCCUAACUGGACUUUUCUAUUCAACUCCUGCUUCCUUAAUGCCUUCCCUACCUCGCUGUACCCUGCACGGACACCCAAGGGCAUUUCAGAAC